AUGAGCCGCCCUGGUGCCUCCGGCUCCCGGAGCCUGGACCGCUCCAGCGCCCCCGCGCCCGAGGUACGGUGCCAGCGGGUAGGGGCCCGGGGCCAGACGACCCCCGGGAAGGGCCGGGCCGUCCCGGGGCUCGCGAUCGCACGGGGGGCCCAGGGACCCGCGCGGCGGGCAGAUCGCGGAAAGGGCCGGCAGGACAUUUAUGGUCAUUCUUUGGAAGUCCCAGUCACCCGGGAGCAGUUAAACCGCUAUCGGGAUGUGGCUGAAAAUGUUCAGAGCGAACUUGCAGCCACUUUGGUCAAGUUUGAAUGCGCUCAGUCUGAGCUUCGAGACCUCCGCUCUAAGAUGCUUUCUAAAGAAGUUUGCUGUCAAGAACUAAAGGCUGAGAUGGAGAGCUACAAAGAAAGCAAUGCCAGGAAAUCAUCUCUCGUCACCUCGUUGAGAGACAGAGUUCGUGAGCUGGAGGAAGAAUUAGCAGCACUUUCCACUUCUAAAAGCAGGAUAGAAAUCACAGCUCAGACUGCAACCAAGGAGAGCCAGAGACUAAUGAAGAAAGUCACAGAACUGGGGGAGCAAUUACAGAAGUGUUCAAUGGAAAAAGAAGAGACUAAGAAGCAAGCCUCAGAGAACUGCAGGAGACACGAGGAAUUUCUAACUCAACUUUGUGAUUGCUUGGAUCCAGAGAGGAAGCGCGAGGAGGCACUGAAAGAAGAUUUCAUUUCAAAGGUUAGAAAGCUGUGUGAGGAAAAUGCAUCUCUGAGAGGACAAGUGGUUACUCUUGAAGAGGCAGUAAAUGCCCAUGAGAUGGAAGCAAAAGCUAACAGAGAGACGAUCAUGAGGCUGGCAUCGGAAGUCAAGGAAGAGCAGAGAAAAUCUGCCUGCUGGAUGGACGGGAAUGACAGGCUGAAGCAGGACUUGUUUGGUGCUAUGGAGGCCAAAGAGGCUCUUGGAGAAGAAGUAAAGAUCCUCCAAGAGAGGCUGCUUACUGGCCAGCGGGCCUGGGCCACCUCAAAGCAGGAACUGAGCCUCCUGAAGACAAGCACCCAGGAGCUGGAGACGAGCUUGCAGGCCAGCCGGGAGGCAGCCAUGGCCUUGCAAAGUCAGAAUGCCACUUUUAGGCAGCAGAUCGCAGCCCUCCUUCCCUGCACGUUGGAGGAUGCCACAGAGGAUGCCAUUUUGGAGAGGAUUCGAGAACUGGGUGACCAGGAGGAGAGCAGGGAGAGGAUGGUCUCCCAGCUUGAAGCCCAAAUAGCCGAGCUUACUGAACAGUUGGGAAAGGAGUCUGAGUUUCACCAGGAAGCACUGCAGAGGGCCCACGCGGCAGAAAACAAGUCGGAGACUCUUCAGAGUCAGCUGACACACCUCGAGGGAGAGCUGGUUUCAGGAGAUGUUUUGCGAGACAACUUGAAUGCUGACAAAGAAAAAUAUCUUAGAUUUCUGGAUCAGCUUUUAGAGAAAAUGAACUUGAGCCAGGUGGCCGCUGAGCUUGGCUUCGACAUGCAGCUGGGUGUGAUCUUAGCUCGCGCAGAGCAGCUGGCCCGCCUUGAGAGCCUCGCCAUCACCGAAAACAAGACUAUUGCCCACAAUUUACAGAGAAAGCUCAAGACUCAGAAAGAAAGACUGGAAAGCAAAGAAUUGCAUUUGAGCCUCCUCCGGCGGAAAAUAGCCCAGCUGGAGGAGGAGAGGCACAUGCAAAAGGCCUUGACUGUGGAGAGAGACGAGGCCCAUCUUACCAUCAGGAAGCUGGAGAAGAAGGUGGAGAGGAUGCAGAAGGAGCUGAGCACGUGUCGGGAGUCUAACACGGAGCUCAAGGCCAAACUAGCUGACACCAAUGAACUUAAGAUUAAAACUCUGGAGCAGACCAAAGCCAUUGAAGACUUAAAUAAAUCCAGAGACAGGCUGGAGAAGGUGAAGGAGAAGGUAGAGAAGCAGUUGACAUCGGUCAAGUCAGAGCUGGGUUCUUUGGAACACGAGGCCAGGGAAAACAAGGAAAGGUCGAGAACCAUGAUACAAGUGGUAACCAGUGAAGUGAAGACCCUCAAACAGUCUUUGGAAGAAGCGAUGAAGAGGGAAAAGCAGCUGGUGGACUUCAGGGAGAUAGUUUCUCAGAUGCUGGGCUUGAACAUGACCACUCUUGCUCUUCCUGAUUAUGAGAUCAUCAAGUGUCUUGAAAGACUGAUCCAUUUACACCAGCACCAUUUUGUGACCUGUGCCUGCAUCAGUAACCUCACAACAGGGCAAGAUAGGCACCUGGGAGACCAUUUAAAAUUUCUUCACUGAACACUGAUCUCUGAGAGGGAGGUGGAGCUGAGAGAUGGCACACAGAGUUCCAUGUCACAAAGUCUUUAUAGAAAUGUGAUCGUAUUCUUCGAUAACUUAGUAUGGCUGCACCAUGGGCAGAAAAGGAUCUCAGAGGUUCCAGCCCCACACAAAUGUUCAGUUCCAAAAGCACCUGUUGCUUCAUUUGCUAGUGCUCUGAGAUUGAAGAAUCCAUCCAGACUGCAUCCUUGAGUGGGGAGUACGAGUGGACAGUUCCCAGUGAUGACAUAGCUUU
Dipodomys spectabilis (banner-tailed kangaroo rat) is the source of this 2551-nucleotide messenger RNA. RefSeq names its product coiled-coil domain containing 170 (gene Ccdc170). NCBI's taxonomy places the organism in Eukaryota, Metazoa, Chordata, Mammalia, Rodentia, Heteromyidae. Gene Ontology annotation, molecular function: microtubule binding. The transcript has 11 exons. Gene Ontology annotation, biological process: microtubule cytoskeleton organization. Gene Ontology annotation, cellular component: Golgi apparatus. The record is from RefSeq and is a predicted model, not a curated record. The coding region runs from base 1 to 2277 and encodes 758 amino acids.